Molecule: messenger RNA, 728 nt
Organism: Guillardia theta CCMP2712
Lineage: Eukaryota; Cryptophyceae; Pyrenomonadales; Geminigeraceae
Exons: 1
Coding region: 298-474 (58 amino acids)
Source: RefSeq, a predicted model, not a curated record
CCGACGACCAUGUGCGACCGUCUGAGAGCUCGAGCAACGAGCAUGCCCGGGAGCCUGAGGCCCCGAGCGAGAAGAUGGCGUCACCCGUGAGUCGAGUCGUACUGGAGCUGGCAAGACAUGCCGACAAGCCCGUCGCCUCCAAGCGUGAGAACGAGGUCGCUCGAGCCCCCGAACCUGACCCGAUGCAGAGGAUCACGACAAGAAGGUGCAGAUCUUGUACCUCGUCAACCAGGUGGCGAUCGUCUCACGUGAGAUGGUCUUAUGUCUUGGCAGACCAUCGGCAUGCAGCGACACGCCAUGUCGCUCAAGAUCGCCGCCAAGCUUCCCGCCAUCAUCGGGGCUCACGCGGCGCAUCUAGCGUGGGUGGAUGCCAAGACCAACGAGUUCCUCGAGGUAGUCGGAGAGUCCCGGGCCCUUCCUGACGUUCCGCCGCAAGUUCCCCGACGGCGACGGCGGGCGCGUCAAGUUCGUUGACGUCAGAGAGGGUGGGAUAGCGGCUGAGGCGCUGAGGAAGAAGAGCUUGGUCCAGGUGGGGCUCAGCUGGGCGAGGCUUACGGCUGAUCCUGUGAGUGAAGGUCAAGGACGAGGGGACCAUCGACGGCUCGUUGGGCCCGUUCGACCUGGAGGUGGGAGGGUCUGAGCACUCGCGCUCUGAAGUCCUCUGUGUCCCCAUCCUUGACAACUCCACGACUCCAUGCGCGGUCAGUCCCUGACAACCUUGAUGAACU